UGUGACGCUCCUUGUAGUGUAAGGCGAUCGUCUAACAUGUAGAGGCAAAACUUGUAAAAUGUUAUUUCAAUGUGAGUGACGUUGGAAUAAUAGAUUUGUUCAUAAAUUUUGCGUUAAUAAUAACUGUUAUGGAACAACAGCUUGUUUUGCGGGAAUUUGCGAGAAUACGACGGAUAUCUGGUUAGGUGCCCCUUGUGAUUGAAGGCGGCGUGUGGCAAAGUAUUUGAAACUUGACAGCCACGGGGAUUUGUGGCGCUAGAUCCCCGAGCACCAUCAAGUCCUGAUGCCCCGGGCCAGAUAUGGACCAGGUCACCUUCCGCAGUGACACUGUGCUCUCCGAAGUCCACCUGCUGAUGCCCAAUGCACGCCACCUCAUGGUGCGCCUCAAUGCUGCAGGACAGCCAGUUUUUGUUUCCCGGUUCAAGAUCCUCCAGUGUUCCGAGGGCUUUUGCAGCCUGGAUGGAGGAAAGGAGGGGGCGGGGGAGCAGCCUGAGACACAGACCCCCCCGAAAUCUCUCGUGGAUGAAGAUGGAGAUCUGGAUGUGGUCAGGAGGCCCAGGGAGAGUCUCACCCCGGAGCCAGACCUGAGAAUCCGUGACAGGGUGAAUCCCACCAUUCUCAGCAGGGGCGAAGCUACGGAGCAAGAGUGGGCAGAUGAGGAGGAAUAUUUCAGAGACGUGAUUAAAAUCGAACAUACAAUGGCCACACCGUUAGAAGAUGUAGGGAAGCAGGUGUGGCGCGGUGCCUUCUUGAUGGCCGACUUCAUCCUCUCUCAGCCGGAGCUAUUCAAGGGAUCCACGGCCCUCGAGCUCGGCGCUGGAAUGGGUUUAACCAGCCUGGCCAUGGCAACUGUUGCCAAGCGGGUCUACUGCACAGAUGUCGGCCGUGACCUUCUAGGCAUGUGUCAGAGGAACGUGGCUCUGAACAGGCAUCUUUGGGAGUCCGAAGGUGGUGAAGUCAAAGUGCGUGAGUUGGACUGGAUGGGAGACGAUUUCUCUUCAGAUGCAGCCUCCGAGUUUGGCUGGUCGGAGGAGGAGAUCGCGGACCUACACGACAGUACCACAGUGCUGAUAGCUGCUGAUUUGUGCUAUGAUGAGGAUCUCACGGACGGUUUGUUCCGGACACUGUAUAGAAUCACAAGCAACCUCCGCCAGCCCAGCGCCAUCUACCUGUCGAUUGAGAAACGGCUAAAUUUCACCAUCCGGCACCUGGACGUCUCAUGCGAAGCUUACGACCACUUCCGCCGCUGUCUGAGAGACCUGGGAGGUCUGACUGACGGCAAGAUGAGAUUCUCCGUGGAGUUGCUGGAGACGCGCUUCCCGCAGUUCUUCGAAUAUGAGCGCGUGGAGCAACUGGAGUUGUGGAAAGUAACCGCUUCAUUUGUUUCAUUAAAAAAAACGGUGAUUCCUGUCCCAUUGAAAGGGUCACUGAGUCCCAGCACUCAGUAGAUUAAUUGCAGUACAUAAAAUGUGAUCUCUGGCUUUUGCAUUUGUGAAUGAAACGCAGAUUCGGCCAUUUUCCAGUUGGUAGCUGAGAACUAGGUGUGACAUCCUGGUGAUGCUACUCUCUAUGCAAGUGAUGGCUUUGUUGAUAGAUAAAGCGUUUUAACACGUCUCCGAAGCCAGGCGCUGCGACCUCCGGAGGUACGAUCGGCAGCCGCUAUGCCCCAGAGGACUCGGAUGUAGCGGACGGACGUUGACGCCGGCAUACUAACACAAGUGCAUGCUAACCUCCGCAGCUUGCGUGGGUGAUUUUCCACUCAGACUUUUAAUGGAGUUUUUAUUUUUUGCAGUGUGUGUAAUCUAUAGAGUUUGUUUAACUAAUUAUGCAGUGGUUUUUCCGUUUAUGGAUUGCUUUUGUUUGACUUGUUUUAAGAGGUUUGUCAUAGUUAAAAAAGCAAGCGAAACCUAGUAACAUCAGCGGUAAACUGUUGCAAUUGUCGAUGCGUUUUGCAGUUUGUGUUUAUUUAACGAAGUGGCUUUGAUCGAGGUGACACGUUUUAUAAAGAAAUAACUUCAUAUUUAUUAAAGUGUACGAGAUUUGUGUGGAGGCUGGAUGUUUACCAUCAUUGGAAUUAUCAUUUGGUUGCAGAAAUGUAUAAAAUAUACAGUUUAGCUUUAGAUUAUUAAAUCAUCUGAACUUGUCCUGGUUA
This is a messenger RNA of Brienomyrus brachyistius, 2152 nucleotides long. It is a transcript of the gene mettl22, whose product is annotated as methyltransferase 22, Kin17 lysine. The record is from RefSeq and is a predicted model, not a curated record. Gene Ontology annotation, cellular component: nucleus. Gene Ontology annotation, biological process: protein methylation. Gene Ontology annotation, molecular function: protein methyltransferase activity. NCBI's taxonomy places the organism in Eukaryota, Metazoa, Chordata, Actinopteri, Osteoglossiformes, Mormyridae. The transcript is spliced from 11 exons. The coding region runs from base 300 to 1448 and encodes 382 amino acids.